UCCACACCGAGCCUGAACCGUGUAAAUGAUGUCACGUAGCGAACUGUCAAAGUGAGAUAUCGAAUGUUGAAAUGGCCGAGACAGAGAGCUAAAAUCUUAGUAAUUGCAAACACACAGGGCGUGUGUCAUUCAUUUUGCGUUACAACAACGAAGUGUUUUAUUUGUUUUUGGUCUCUGCAAUAGUGUACAAAGUGACUUUAUUUUCAGUGUUUGUUUUUAACUGUACAAAAAUUUAUAUAGGUUUUACGUACACAUCCCGCAUCAUUAGAUUUUUUUCAUAGUGUUGAAACUGUUGUUUUUGUCAUUAAUUAACAAAAUUUGUGUAAAUUUAUGGAAAAAUUGUUGUGAUUUUUGGGAAAAUUUGCAUUUUAAAAAUCAUAUGUGUGUUCCGUUGCUUAUCAUCACCACUCUUCGUCCCACUUGAGUUUGGUAUGUUGCAAUAUAGAGUAAUCCGUAAGCCAUCUUGUGCAUUCUACAUAGAUCUCUUAUUCAUCUUUAUUUUAUUUUUUGUCGUCGUAAUUGUGAUUUUUUUUCUCUGGUUAAAAUGCAUCAUCAGAAUGAAGGGAAAAAAAUGAGCGUUUGAUAUUAUUAGAAUUAUGAUCAAAUGUCAUAUGGUCAAAUUGAAGGUAAAAUUGGAAACAACACGUCGAAUGAGUGAAAUGAAAUUGAAAUGCUCCAAGCCAUACCAAAAAUAAACGCGAGAAAUGAUAAAAUAAUCGAACCGUUUAGUACACAAAUCGGCGGCUGGCAGGCAGGCAAAGUCGGCCGUAUAAUGUGUUGAUGACUCUUUCUCAUUCUCUCGAUAUGUGUGUGCGAAACAGAGAAAGACAGGGAGUUAGAGCGUGUGUGUUUGUGUAAUAUGUGUGAUUCAUUACGCAUACGGAACAUUCGGUGUGUGUAUGUGUGUGUGCGUGUGUGUCAUUCGCAACAAAACGGAUAUAUGAAACCUAAAAAUCUAAAAACCUCAAACACAACACCUUUGCUACACAUUUCAUAUUUGCAGACGAGAUAACAUCAAAAACUCGACAUAAAUAAGCUUUCGCGCCUAUUGGCGGGUACUUAUACCAACUAACAAACGCAAACGCGGUGAAAAUGACGUGAACGAGAGAAGAAGAAAAAAGUAGAUGAACAAAUCCGAACAGAAAAAUACAACAAACUUAUUGAAAGUCUCGAAUGGUUUAAAAAUAGAAUCCUGUUGUAGGCAAAAGGAAAUGAAAUAUGUAAACUUCAAACAAACCAGUCAGUCGAUUGGCACUAUAAUAAGACACCGAAUCCAUUCAUACACACAGACCUCGGAACCAUCAUUUUCAUACAUUUAAAAACAUACAGUUAUUCCGUACGGGCAAGGAGUCGUGGAGCGCCAAAGUCAUUUUUCUUCUUCUUUUUCUUCAUCAUCAUCGUUUUCUUCCAUUUUCUCUCGGUCUUUAUUUAUUUUCAUUUUGAAUAUUCAGUGUUAAUGUAUGUGUGUGUGUGUGUAUGGAUAUACACCGUUUUGAUUUUACUAUGAAAUAGGUAUUACACACAUUUGGGCAUUCCAAAAAUUUAUAUUUUUCACUGACGCAUUUCAUUCUGGGAAUCGAUACAUCAAUCACGAUGCCCGUUCAGUAUGAUUAGGCGAGGCGGUGUUCGGCUUAACACCGAAAUCGAUUAGCUUGAGAGUGAAAAUAUGUGUGUGAGAAAUGAACCCCAAUGAUCUCAUUGUAUAAUUAUGACAAGUGAACAAAAUAUAAUGAGCAAAAAUAGCCGACUAAAACAAUUCAUUACAAUGUAAUGAACGUUCCUCUGUUGUGCGUUCUUUUUUCAUAUAAUUUUAUGCCAACGAAUAAUGCCCACAUUGCAAAAUGUACACAAAACGAUUGUACAAUUUAUAUUUUAUACUUAAUUUUUUUUCAAUGGAAUACGCACACAUACACAAACAUACCCACAUCGAUAUCUCAUACACACAUACAUACAUACAUACAUGCACACAUAAGCAUACUCUUGCAAACACACACACACACACAUACAGCCGUAGUACAAUUGUGUGUAUUCCCUGGUAAAAUCGAUUUCUUAACUAGUCUAUUCUCAGUCGAAGUUGGCUUGCAAUCGCUUGUGUUAAGUGUUCAUUAAUGAAUUUAAAGAAGAAAAAAACGAAGAUAAAAGAUAUAACGAAAUACAACACACAUUUUGCCACAGCCAAUAUACAUGUAAAAUUCGUCGAGGUGUGAUUUGUUUUGUUUUGAUUCUUUUUUUUCUCUGUUAACAUAAUUCUCCGAAAUCGGCUGUUGUUAUUUCAUUUCCAAGCUGUCAGCAAGGUUGCUGCUUCUUGUUUCUUGUGUGUAUUAUUAUCAUUUUUUUUAUUGUUGUUGUUCUACCUUGUUCUUGCUUCGUUAUUCAAUUUUUUCGGUGAAUUCAAAAUAGUAUGUAUUUCUUGUUUUAAGCAUUUGCUAUUUUGAUGCUUGUGUCAAAGUAACGAAAAAAAGCGAACGUCGAUUGACUCUUCUGGUUCCGCUAUAUUAUACAUGUUUGUCGCAGGUAUUUGAUUUUAAGCAGCUAAUUACAUUCUUUUUUUCGGUGCGUUUACAUUAGUUUUUUUUUCCUUUUUCGAUCGUUUGUUUAUUAGUGGUGUGUGUGUGUGUGUGUGUGUUUGAGUAUGUGUUGGUAGUACGUGUGCAUUCAACUUCCGAAAAUCAUUCUACCGAUGUGCCGAUGGAUUUGAUUGUCAGGAAUAAAAACGAAAAUGAGCCUUCUGACAUUUUUCAUUUUAUCGCCCAUAUGCGUGCGUGUGUAUCUUUUGUAAAUGCGCACAGAUUGCCAUUUUUUCGCUCUCUCUCUCUCUCUCUCUCACUCUCGCUCUCUCUCCGUUUCCAAAUCAAUGCUAGUAAUAAACUUAACUGCUUCAUUCAUAGGAAUGGAACAGAGAAUGAAUAAAGAAAAGAAAAAAAAACAUAAACAGCUCAGAAAUUACAAAAUACGUGAUUGGUAUACAAUCGGUAAUGUGUUGGCUAUGCUAUGUGGUGUAGGAGGAAACUAGAAACAACGGAUGCUAUUUAAACAUAUUUAGAAACAUUUAGUAGUUUGCAUAUGCGAGUUUUCAUUAAAAUACCAUCUGUGGUAUUUGUUCCAUGCUCGGUUUCAUUGCGCUUCCGAGCGGUGCACAUUCAUAAUUUGUACCGAUACUGCUGCUGCUGCUAGGCAAACACGGUUUUGGCUUGGGACAUUUUCAAGCAGCCCAUAUUCAACAUCUGAAAGUUCGUCAAAGGCGCAUCGCCAAUUGCAUAUCGUCAUAAAGUCGUGACAGAGAAUAGAAACAAAACAGAAGAAGAAGACAAGAGAAGAAGAAAAAAAAAAAUGGUUACUAAGCGCGUCUUCUUUUCUUAUUGUGCUGUAGCCACGUGAAAUAUCGAUUUUACAUACAUCAUUAUCUUGUGCAUUUAAGCCGUUAACGUUACGUAUUCAUUUCGCCUUAUCGUUCAAUUUGCUCUUUUGAGUUUCAUCUUACUCUUUGUCUUCUUGCUUACAAUAUUCUCGCAUAAACAGCACUUUUUUCUGUUGUCAGCAUCAAUAAUGUCGCACGCGAGCGGCCACAUAAAUACGGGUCUCCCUCCGGUGAGAGUGUGUGUGUGUGUGUGUGUGUGUGUGUGUGUGUAUGUAUCUGUGUAUAUGGCACACAAAUGGCAAAUCGAAAACUUUGCGGCUCGGCAUCAAUCUCACCACUCUCGAUUGAUGUAAAGUGUAAAAGAGAGUGAAUUGGGAACAACACUCAUUAAUGAUUUGAUGUGACAACUUGGCACGCACGCACACACAUUACAGCCAAUCGGCUUAUUUGAGCCGCAAUUCACUCUUCGCCAAACGAAAUGUAAUAGACGAAAGAGAGAAAAAAAAAGAAUUAAAAUGCGACAUAUAGCAUGCUGCUCUCCACCCGAUUGACCAUUAAAUUUCUGUUUUGAAUUGUUUUAAUUUAAAAUAUGGCAUAAAAUUACUGUGCGCUGUAGCACAAACUAAUGAGACAUAUUUACAUGGAUACUAAUAUCAAUAGAUGUGUGGAUGUAGGCGGCGGUGGCGACAGCGAUGAAUACAACGGCAGGCAGUUGUAGCAUGCAAACAGAACAGAGAUAGAAAGAGAGAGAGCACCGAAUCACACACAUUUCGAUUCCACUGAAUAGAGAAAAACCUUGCAACAAAUUAUUCGAUUCACAGCAUCAUGUUCACCAAAUGUGUGAACCCAAUUUUGUUUUUCGUUUAAAUAGAUUUGUGUGUCUGGCACAUUUGAUGCCAAAGUAAAACCAUCAUGACGAUGUCUGACCAAUGUCCCGAUAUGCUCAACGCUUAACGCGCUCAUGUUUCAUUCAUUAUAAAUCCAAAAUUGAACCGUUCAGUCAGUCAAUAUGGAGAUUAUUUGUCUUUCAUUCGGGAGAGAUUGCCGAUAAAACGAAUGUCAUAAUCUAUUCGGUGCCUCAUUUGGCUUGAUCGUCAUUGGAAUGGAAUCUUGAAGUCGAUAUUCCGGUUCCGUGAUUGUUCGUUUCACAUGAGAAGCAUCUAAGAGCCCAGUAACGAUACCAUCAAUAUCAUCCCUCUCGAUGCUGCACAACCACCGAAAAUUGGUGUCUGUUUAUGUGGUUUCCUUCGAAUGUUACUUGUGCUGCAGCAGCAAGAUCACUGUCCAAUCAGGCAAUUCAUUUAAAACGAAAAGUUGAAUAAUUUAUUGGAUUUUUUGUUUGUUUGUCGGAGCGAUUUAAUUUAUUAAAAAAAUGGUUGGUUCGUUGGUUUAUCUUGUUCGUGUUUCAGUUAAUAGUUAAAGUGGCUCCGAACUACAUUUAUAUUCAGUUUCAUAUAUGUAUAUAGAUAGGGAGCACACCGAAUGCGAGAGUACAAAACAGAGUGAAAAAAAAUGAUAUUAUUACAUAAAAAUACAAAUGCCCAAUUUAUUAAGAUACAUACAAGUAUUUAUACAGCAUCAUUUGCGAGAUAGGCGCAUGCGCCCCACCACAUCCAUUUUCGCCAUCCAUGUAUUUGCUUCCAACCAUAAUUAAGAUGAUAUUCGAGAGUGAAAUAGCCGAAUGUGAACGUAUCAUAAUAAACUGGCUACUGGCAAUGAGAGAGCGUCUCUCAUUUUCUUUCUCUCUCUCUCUCUCUCUCUCUCUCUCUCUCUCUCUCCCUAUCUCUCUCUCUCUCGCUCGCCAACCUCUCAUUCAACCACACCGACCGUGUGUGUGCUUUAUCGAACGACAGAAAUUUUACCAAUUCACAUACAAUGUACCCAAUAUAAUAUAUUUUUUUCAGCAACAAAAACAUUGUAUUUGGAUUUGGUUGAAAAGCAUUGAAAAGAGGAGACAGCGUACAUAAAACAGCAACGGCCAGAGAAUGGCAGCGGUGGCGGCGGCGGCGGCGGUGGCGGCAACAGAAAAAAAGUAGCAUCGUUCUAUCCAUUUUUGGAAAAACGCCGAACAAAAAGAGAGCAGAGAGCCAAAGAACAAUUCUUAUUACAUAUUUGUCAAACUAUGCAUGGCGCCAAAGUGUCGCGACUUCGCAACCUAUGUACUAGGAUUUUCGGCGCUAGCUGUAAUUUAUUUUGUGUAUGCUCCCCACAAAUAGACGCAAGCAAAGGUUAUGAUUAUGAUUUCGAUGCCAUUAGAAUACAAACAAUAAAUCUAUGCAUUCUGCUCUCACCCUAUCUGCUUUUGUCAAAAAGUUUUUGGUGCGAUAGCAGUACAUGAGCGCGCGUAACAUAAGCUGAAGCCCAUAAGAUGCUUCUGUUUUUGGCUUUACACGAGGGAUCUCUAAACACACUCUCCCCGAUCAAAUUUAUGCAAAUAUUGUUUUAGUGUUUGAAAAAAAAGAGAGAACGAAAACAGAAAAAAAGCAUACACAUAAAAUGAAAAACUUUGCGAGAUGAGGAAAAAAGAGAUUCGUAGAUAAAUGGAAACAACAGAGCAUUGAGUCGUCGAAGAGGGUUAAUGCUACACAUUGUCAGCCCCAGUAGUUAGCGUUCCAUUAAUGAAUAUAUGGAAUCAUAAUUUGCAGGAAUCUGACAAAUUCUUUCAUUAAUAAAUCGCGUUAUAAAUACUUACUCCACUUUACAAAUUACGCGCUCUCUCACUCUCUUUGUGUAUCUUUCAUUCAAUGCGGUGGGCUUGACCGCGCUUAAUUACUAUGGCAUUUUAGGAAUGCAUGCAAGCAGCAAAUGGGAACGCGGCAUAAGUAUAAAUAGCGUAUGGAAUGUACACUUUGCACUGUACACUUGGCAGUGAAAUGAAUUAAAACCAAAGUUAUCAGAGUUCAGUUCAGAGUUCAAAAUCGAAGCGAAAAAUGUCGGCCGAGAAUAUCGAGAGACAAACAGAAGGCAUGCAAUGCAUGCUCCGAUGCCACUGACUGUAUAUUCAAGAAACGUUCUCUCUCUCUCUCUCUCUCUCUCUCUCUCUCUCUAUCUCUCUCUCUCUCUCUCUCUCUGUGUGUCGGCUUGAAACCGCAUGCAUCCAAAUAUAAUGGUUUAAUUUGUUUUGUUUGUACUUCUGAUUUGUUAUUCAUCGAAUGAAUGAAGUGAUCGGGUGAAUUUGUAGCAUUUUCGCCAUCUUUGAUAUGCAAAACAUCAUCAUUUCAAUUACUUACUUAAUGUGCUGACUGUCUUUUUCUCUUGCUCUUGCUCUCGCUCUCUCAUAUUCUUAAGUCCCCCCAAGUUCAAUGUAAUUGGAAUAACCGAACAAGUGAUGGUUAAUUUGAAAUUAAACAAUUAAUAGAUAAUCAAACCUGAACCGAGUGGAAGUCGCUCGGCAGGCAUCCAGUGUGCUAUAUUUUUGUGUUAAGUCGAUGCCUGUUUCUUUGCUUCUUUUGUACAUAGAUGUAUGCAUACGUAUGGGUAUUGCUUGAUUAUUCGUCGAAUGGAAUGAAUGGCAAAUGGCAAUGAUUUUUUUUUUUGGGCCGAGGGGAGGAAAUCAAGCAGAAGCUGUUCAAGAAAAAUCAAAGAAUAUGAUUUGUCAAAAGAUACCAUUUCAAAUGAAUUCUCGGAUUAAAUAAUCGAACGUAAUGGGUUUUUAUAUCAUACUCCUGAUACACAUAUCCAAUGUAUACAGAAUCAAAGCCAAAUGUUCACAGCAUCCUAUGCCAUAGGAUGUGUGAUGGCAGCAAUUUUCACGCAGCCGUACUGUGGCCGUUCUCGGUUUCGAAAAAAGAGGAAGGACACAAAGCGAAGCAUCGCAGCAUCGCACAUUUCAAAUAAACAUAGCCAUAAUGUACCGUUUCACCAAUUCCCCCUUUUUUUGUCGUCGCUCUUUCUCUCUGUGUGUGUCGUUCCCUCUCCGUCUCAUCGAAUGCAAAAAGAAACCGAGAGAGAGUGAGAUCCCUGUUGUCAUCGCAAUGCUAAUGAAACUGUAUGUGGUGUGCACAUAAAAUGAUGCGUCAAAAUUACCAAAAAGGGGAAAUAUCCUGUGGAAAUAAAAGCCCCCGAUAGAAAAUACACUUUGAUAUUUUGCCGACUAUCAUCCUUAGAAACACGUCAUUCUAGGCCUAACCGUUCAAGUGAAUAGACACGGAAUUCGACGAGCUCCGCGACUUUUCACAAAAAUAAAAUAGAAAAUAAAAUAAAUUUUUAUCUUUAACAAGAACCAGAAAAAAAGGGAAAAGAGAAAAAAAGGAAAACAUUUCUGUUUAUAUCACAAAGUGUUUGGCUUGUUCAGUUUUAAUAAUUCCAUGGAACUUGGAACAUUCACAAUCAUUUCACACGAAUAAUCAACAACGAUUUAUAAGUUGUGAACAAUUAUUUCGUUCAUUUCUUUUGGAAAUGCAUCAAAUUCAUUUUACAAAAUUCAGCAUAAAAAUUAUUUCGCAUUUUCGACGAAAUCAUGAAAUUAAAUCAGAUUUUUUAUAGAAUUUUUACCAAAUUUAAAACGUAACUUUAACGCGAUAAACAGCGAACGAUAAAAUAAAGUGCGUAAAAAUGUGAACCAUCGAGUGGAAUCGAUUUAAUAAAAGGCACAAAUGGCUACGCUAUCGCUGAAAAUUAGCCUUGAAGGUGGUGCUGUCACUAAAACCAUUCAAUUCGAUCCACAAAUCUCCGUAUUCGAUGCAUGCAAGAUAAUUCGAGAGAAAUUUGCCGAAGCCAUCCAAGGGAAACCUUCCGAAUAUGGUCUAUUUUUGUCGGAUGAUGAUAACAAACAAGGUGUUUGGUUAGAAUCGGGUAGAAAUUUAGGCUAUUAUUUGCUUCGCAAUCAUGAUGUGCUUGAGUAUCGUCGAAAAUUGCGUACGCUACGUGUUCGCAUGUUGGAUGGUGCGGUGAAAACAAUUUUGGUCGAUGAUUCACAACCAGUAUCUCAAUUGAUGGUCGUGAUAUGCACAAAAAUCGGAAUCACAAAUCACGAAGAGUAUGGGCUGGUGCGCGAGGAAAACGAUCAACAAAAUGAAAAUUUACCGGACAAUAAAACGGGCACAUUGACGCUGAGACGGAAAUUUGCGGAAAAAGAUCGUGAUGCCAAAAUGGAAAGUUUGAGGAAGAAAUUGAAGACGGAUGAUGAAAUUGUUUGGGUGGACACAGGGAAAACAUUACGUGAACAAGGCAUCGAUGAAUCCGAAACCGUUUUAUUGAAGCGUAAAUUCUUCUUCUCCGAUCAAAACAUCGACUCAAGAGAUCCAGUACAACUGAAUCUAUUGUAUGUUCAAGCACGUGAUGCCAUUCUCGAUGGCACUCAUCCUGUAACGCAAGAAAAAGCUUGCGAAUUUGCCGGUAUUCAAGCGCAAAUCCAGUUUGGCGACUACAUCGAAAGCAAACACAAACCGGGAUUCCUAGACCUGAAAGAGUUUCUGCCGCAAUCGAACGCUCGUGUCAAAAAUAUCGAGAAAAAAGUGUUUGCUGAACAUCGAAAACACAUCAGUUUGUCGGAGCUCGAUGCAAAAGUUCUGUACACAAAGACCGCCCGUGAAUUGCCAACGUAUGGCGUCACCUUUUUCUUGGUCAAAGAAAAAAUGGUGGGUAAAAACAAACUUGUGCCACGUUUGUUGGGCGUCACAAAAGACUCCGUUCUACGUUUGGACGAACACACAAAAGAAAUUCUCAAGACAUGGCCAUUGACUACGGUUCGCCGUUGGGGAGCAUCACCCAACACAUUCACACUCGAUUUUGGUGACUAUGCAGACGAAUACUAUUCGGUACAAACGACCGAAGCCGAGCAAAUCGUUCAACUCAUUGCCGGCUACAUUGACAUCAUCUUGAAGAAAAAACAAAACAAAGAUCACUUCGGCCUCGAAGGUGACGAGGGCUCGACUAUGGUCGAAGAGAGCGUUGCUCCAUCAAAAGCAACAUUCUUGCAAUGUGAAGAAAAUCGCGUUGGCAAAGCUGUUACUGAAUCCGUGGCCAAGCCAGCGAUUAUCCGCGCCUCUGAUGGUGAAAGACCAUAUGUUCACCAAGAAAUCCAAACGGUUCAAUACGGAGCAUUUAUCGGUCAAGUGAAUAUGGCACAUCAACCACCAACGCUUAAAGAAACACGAAUAAACUCCGUGCAUUCGGAGCCACAGCGUGCAUUGGUUGGCUACAUUUCGGCUGGACGUGAAGCAAUUCGUAUUGCCGAAGAAGAAUUGCUGACCAAGGCGCCACUGCCCGAUAUGCAUUCCAUCGAAUGGCGUGAAAGCAAAUUAGACACAUCAAAGCAUGCGGUCAGCGUUCAUAUUGCUAGCGUGAAUGCGGCUACCGCACAAGUAGUCACCGCAACACAGCCGGAUGAUGUUGAUCAUGAGGUUAUCAGUCAAGCGGUUUCACAAAUUACCGAAAGCAUACCCGAAGUUACGAAAGAGGUGCGCUUACUCGCCGCACUCAUGGACGAUGAUGACAAUAAUGGCAAUAAAUUGUUAGACACAGCACGUCAAUUGUGCAAUGCUUUAAGCGAUUUAUUGAAGGCUGCCGAACCAGAGAGCAAAGAACCACGUCAGAACCUAUUGAAUGCAGCCAGUCGCGUUGGUCAGGCUAGCGGUGACGUUUUGACUACCAUCGGCGAAGAAACGCCAGAAAAUCGAGAAAUCCAUGAUAUGCUCUUAGGUUUGGCUAAAGCUGUCGCAAAUACAACUGCUGCGUUGGUUCUGCGUGCCAAAUCGAUUGCUGCUGAAUGUGACGAUGAUGAAAAACGUAAUCGAGUGAUUGGAUCGGCGAGUCAAUGUGCUUUGGCCGCAUCGCAAUUGGUUGCAUGCGCAAAAGUCGUCGCACCAACGAUUCAAAAUGCCAGUUGCCGAGGUUCACUCGAGGCAGCCGCUCGUGAAGUGGCAAAGAGCGUCUCAAAUUUGGUUGAUGCAUGUAAAUUUGCCAGCGAAAGUCCUCAAUUGAAGGGUGAUUUGAUGGCUGCUGCAAAGGAAGUGUCACGUUCGCUCGGCGAUUUAUUGGACUACCUCAAACAAACAUCAAACGAACGUUUGGCCACCGAUGAUGAGAAUCCAGUUGAAAAAAUUUUAAUCACCACCGAUAAACUGGUUUCAAGCGUUGACACACAAGAAAUGGUGCGACAAGCCCGUGUUCUUGGUCAAGUGACCGCACAAUUGAUUCAAUCGAUCAAAAGUGAAGCGGAACAAGAGAAGGAGCCGGGACAACAGCAUCGUUUGCUGGCUGCUGCUAAGAAAUUGGCCGAUGCUACCGCAAAAAUGGUGGAAGCAGCUCGUUUGUGUGCAAGUAGCCCACAUGAUGCUGGCCAUCAAACCGAACUUCGUAGUGCCGCCGAAGAACUUCGCGAUAUUACCACAUCGAACUCAAAUACACCGGCAAUUAAACGGAAGAUCAUUCAACGUUUGGAGAAUUGUGCUAAAGAUGCCGCUUCAUAUGCAACGCAAUGCAUUUCAGCUUCACACAAUGCAAUCGACUACAGCGAUGACUUCCAAACUAAAGAGCAUUUGAUGCAAGAUUGUCGCAUUGCCACCGAAUAUAUUCCAUCGCUGGUGAACGGCGUUAAAACAUCGAUUGUCAAUCCAAAUGAUUCGAAAUCACAAUUGAAUCUCAUCGAAAUCUCCGAACAAUUUAUCGAUGCCGGCACCAAUGUGGCAUCAUCAGCUCGUGCAUUCUAUCCAACCGUAAAGAAUCACGUUGCAUCACAGACUCUGUCGGACAGUGCCAUGAAUUUGAAUCACUCAAUCAACGAACUCGGCUCGGCCGCAAGACGGGCACGUGAAGCGUGCAGCGGACAGGAACUUGAAUCAGCCAUUGAUUGUGUUAAAAAUCUGUACAAUGUAUUGAACGAUACUCGCACCGCCUAUUUGCACAAAGAACUUCGACCACUUCCAAAUGAAACGUCCGACAAUACAUCGCAACAAUUGACGAAUAGCGCAAAGGCUGUAGCACUUGCCCUCUCGCAAUUGAUUUCAGCCAUCAAUCAAGACGAACGUAUGUAUGCUGGUGUGGCUGGACGAGAUUUGGCAUUGGCACUGGGUGACUUUACAAAGAAUAUCCGUGGCGUUGUCGCCACUGGCGGCAAUGCGGACAUCAUCGAUAAGGCUGAUGAAGUGAUCCGUGGCACACAUCGUGUGAUGGAGGUGGCUCAACAAGCAUUAGACAACGGAGAUAAUGGGCCAACAUUGCAUCAAUAUCAACGUGAUGUCACGAACGCAUUGCAAAGCUGCGUCGAAUGUUUGCCUGGACAACGUGAAGUCGACGAAGCACUGAAGAACGUCAACGAAUUGAGCGAAAUCAUCAACUUAGGUGAAUAUCCACCUACAGACAAAACAUACGGCCAAUUGCAAAACGAACUUAGAACUGCAGCAAAUAACCUGAACGAAGCCAGCGGUGAAGUUGCUAAAGCCUAUUCAAGUCCACCAUGGUUGGCUGUUGUAUCACAAAAUUAUAGCGUCGUUUACAAGGAUUUGCUGUCGUGUGCUCUUGAAAUGGCCGGCCAAACCACCGAUCACAUCGCUCAAACCAACAUCAUGAAUGGAUUGCGCGGUGUUUCAGCCACAUCUGUGUCACUUCUUUCAACCGCAAAAUUAAUUGCCAGCGAUCCACAUCAAGCCAAUGCCAAGGGUCAACUUUCACAAGCAUCGCGUACAGUUACCGAUAGCAUCAACUAUUUGGUAGAUGUUUCCACGCAAGCAGCUCCAUGCCAAAAAGAGUGUGACAAUGCAAUUCGUUCAAUCGAAGCACUUCGCCCAUUGUUGGACAACCCAACCGAACCGAUUAACGAUCAAGGCUACUACGAAUGUGUUGAAAAUGCCACGGAAAAAUCACGUCAAUUGGGCAUCGCCAUUUCAGACACAUGCAAUCAAGCCAAGAAUGCUGACACCGAAUUUGGUCACUCAGUGAAUCAAGUGUCUGAGGCACUUCGCAGUUUGAUUGAAUCGGCUGCACAAGCAAGCUAUCUGAUUGGUGUAUCGCAUCCAACUAGCUCAUCUGGUCGCCCGGGUAUCAUCGAUCAAACGCAACUUUACCGCGCCUACCAAGGCAUUCGUCAGAAUUGCGAUAUUGUCAGCAGUUUGAACACAACCAAACAGCAAAAGAUUACCGCUUUAACGGCCGUUGCCAAACAAACAUCAAUCUUGUGCACCGUUUGCCGUCGUGCUAGCUUGAACACAUCGAAUCCAGUUGCAAAGAAUGAAUUCAUCGAAGGCGCCAAAUCGGUAGCCAACACAACCGCUGACUUAGUUGCUCAAGUGAAAGCAUUGGAAGAUGAAUACAGUGCCCCAUCGCGUGCUCAAUACGUUGAGCCAUUAUUGGAAGCCGUGAAUUCAAUGUGCCAAUAUGCUUCACAACCGGAAUUCAUUUCGAUUCCAGCCAAAAUUUCCGAAGAAGGUUACAGAGCCCAAGAGCCAAUUUUGCAGGCUGGUCGCGGUGUAGUAAAUGGUGUUGUUGAAAUGGUUAAAGCCGUUAAGUCGUUGGCCGUUGCACCAAAAGAUCCAGCCGUUUGGCAACAAUUGUCUCUACGUAGCAAACCAGUAUCAGACAGCGUACGAAAUCUGGUUGACAGUAUUCGUGACAAAGCACCCGGUCAAGCUCAAUGCGACAAUGUCCUCGAAACGAUUAACACUUGUGCCCGCGAAUUGGAUACCGCUUCAAUUUCGAUUGGUGUACAAGGUUUACCAAAACGACAGGACAAUAAUUUGCAAGGUUUCACUAGCCAAAUGCUCAAUGCAUCAGCCGAACUGCUCGACAAACUCGAACCAAUCAAAUCGGCUGCCAAACGCAAUGCAGAAAGUUUGGGACAUGCUGUUACCGAAAUUUCACGUUACAUUGUCCCAUUGACGGAGAGUGCCAUCGGUGCCAGUUCGCACAUCGUUCACUCGAACAAGCAAAUUCUGUUGAUCGACCAAACCAGAUCGGUGGUCGAAAGCUCACGCGAAUUGGUCGAAGUGGCCAGAGAGGCUGGUGGAAAUCCACGUGCAACCCAACUUCACAGUCGACUCGACGAAGCGGUUGAUAAUACACGUGAGAUUAUUCUUGAAUUGAAUACAACCGUUGAGAAAUUGUCCACAGAAAGUGGCAUCGUUAGCGGAUUGUUGGAGCAAAUCUAUCGUGCCAUGUCGCGCAUCACCGACAAACGACAAUCCGUGUUCAAUGCAACGUCAAGCACCAGCUUUGUUGACUAUCAAACCCGAAUGGUACAAAGUGCUAAAGAAAUUGCACGUUUGGCAAAUGAAAUGAACGCAAAGGCUGCACUCGAUCCAUCUAAAUUGGCCCAACCAUCGGUGGAAAUAACUCAUCACUAUACCCAACUUGCUCAGGACUCAAUUGGAGCGUCACAUGUAACAUCAUCAUCUGAUUCGGCUAUGCGUAUCAAGCAAUCGGUUCAAGAUUUGGGUCGUUCGAUUGGUUCAUUGAUUCAAGCCAGCAGCGGUGCUCGAGUUGAUGAUGCAUACUCGCUUAGCGAAAUUUCAUCGUCUGCUCGUAGCGUAUCGGAGAAAGUGGCACAAGUUUUGGCCGCACUUCAAGCCGGAUCAAAGGGAACACAGGCGUGUAUCAAUGCAGCGAAUACGGUGUCAGGAAUUAUUGGUGAUUUGGAUACGACUAUUAUGUUUGCAACGGCCGGCACAUUGCACUCAGACAAUGAUGGCAACUUUGCCGAUCAUCGUGAACACAUUUUGAAAACAGCCAAGGCAUUGGUCGAAGAUACCAAGGUGUUGGUGGCUGGUGCGGCCGGUUCACAAGAACAACUUUCGAAUGCUGCACAAAAUGCCGUUACGACAAUUAUUCAACUAGCGGAUGCUGUGAAACGCGGUGCCUGCAGUUUGGGCUCGAAUCAACCUGAAUCUCAAGUGAUGGUCAUUAAUGCCGUGAAAGAUGUUGCAUCGGCUCUCGGUGAAUUGAUCAACACAACGAAGACCGCAUCUGGAAAAUCAGUCAACGAUCCAUGCAUGCAGGAUCUUAAAGAAAGUGCACGGGUUUUAGUGGUUAUGGUAUCCGGUUUGUUAAAAACCGUAAAAUCUGUUGAAGACGAACACACACGUGGAACACGUGCCAUGGAGGCCUCUGUCGAAGCGAUUUCACAAGAGAUUCGGAUGAUUAAAUCGCCACUUUUGGCUGGUACACCACCAAAUUCACCCGAAGAUUUGAUUCGCGUCACACGAAAUGUUACAUUGGCAACUGCCAAAGCAGUUGCGGCCGGUGCAUCGAAUUUGCAAGAUGAUAUUGUAGCAGCGGCCAAUUUGGGUCGUCGUUCCAUUUCGGAAAUGUUAGCCGUUUGUCGAUCGGUUGCUUGGAAUUGUGCUGAAACGCCCGAUUUGCGUCAAAGAACAUUGGACGCGGGCGCUGCCGUUGCCACAUCAUACAAAGAAUUGCUGGUGGGUGUAUUGCGCGGAUGCCAUGCCGAUGAACGUAUGCAUUUAUCGAGACAAGUUGCAAAAUAUGUUACCGAUCUAGUUGCAAUGGCACAAUUGCUGAAGGGCUCUGAUUGGGUUGAUCCAGAAGAUCCAACGGUUAUCGCUGAAAAUGAACUGCUGGGCGCAGCUGCAUCGAUCGAUGCGGCCGCUAGAAAAUUGGCCAAUCUUCGACCACGUCGACAACUUGAAGCAAAGGAAGCCGAUUACAAUUUGCAAUUCGAUGAGAUGAUUUUGGAGGCAGCGCGCGGUAUAAUGGCUGCAUCAUCAGCAUUGGUUCGUGCAGCAAAUGCAGCCCAAAGAGAACUGAUUGAUCAAGGAAAAGUGGCUCGUUCGCCGCAUAUUUCCUCAGAUGAUGGUCAAUGGUCGGAAGGUCUUAUCUCGGCUGCGCGCUUAGUAGCCGCUGCCACACAUAGCUUAGUCGAAGCCGCCCAAAAUCUUGUACAAGGUUUGGGUACCGAAGAAGUGCUCAUAUCAUCGGCUAAACAAGUGGCCGCCUCAACUGCUCAGCUCUUGAUUGCCUGCAAAGUGCGAUCGGAUCCAAAUUCCGAAACGGGCCGUCGUUUGCAAUCGGCCGGUAAUGCUGUUAUCAAAUCAACGGAUAAUUUGGUACGAGCCGCCCAGCAAGCGCUCGACAUGGAAGAAGAGCAUAUUCUAAAGAUUAACACGAGCAUGGUUGAUGGCAUGGCACAAGAAAUCAAUGCACGAUCAGAAGUUAUCAAAAUGGAGAAGCAAUUGGAAGAAGCCCGGAAUAAAUUGUGCGCCAUUCGACAGGCAAAGUAUCGUCACCGAAAUGCCAUUGGCUUCGAAGAUAGUGAUCAAGAGGAUUACGUUCCACCACCACCGCCACCAUUGCCAUCAAACUAUCAAGUAUACAACAAUAACCGAUUCAAUGAUUCAGCAAACAGCAGUAGCCUGUACAGUAGUUUCAAUAGGCAACAACAGUUGCCGCCACCACCACCGCCAGCACAAAUGCCGCCCGAAGUUCCAUCGCGGUUCAAUCGAUCCGUUUUAACUGGAAAUGCCACACCACGUCCAUAUCACUCAGACACAUCAUACGGAACGCCCGUGUCACCAUUGCUAACAUCCACAUUUCGAAGCGGUCACGGCGAUAAAAACAAACAACUAGAGGCGUGUGUGCAGGAUUUGCACGAGAAAACAUUUGGCAAAAGUGGCGUGGUUCCAUUGAGCACAUUCAAAUCACACGCAAGCGAAUCGAACCAGAAUGAUCAAUCAAAAACAGAGCAAACCUAUGAAGGUUUUACAACAAGAUAUGAAACCAAAUGCUUCCAAAGAAAUUUAUCGCCGAACGUUCAAAUGGAGUUGCCGACAGAAAACCUGUCCCAAUUGUCUUUAAAUAGCGGCAUUACCAAAUCAGUAUCUACCAUGGCUAGUUCAACGAGUAUCAAACGCGUAACCGGAAGCCAAAAAGUAACAACAUCUUUUAAUUCCAUUGAGCGAAAGAACUAAAAACACUGUUUAUUUUAUUAUCAUCAUCAUCAUCAUCAACAGCUAAUCGAGUUGUUUUUAUUAUUCUUCUUCUUUUAAAAUCAACAUACACACACAACGCAAAGCGAUGAAAUCAAACACUAGAAACGAAAACGAACAAUUUUUCUGAAUAAUUAAUACAAAAAAAAAAAUAAAA
Sitodiplosis mosellana (orange wheat blossom midge) is the source of this 16390-nucleotide messenger RNA. It is a transcript of the gene rhea, whose product is annotated as talin-2. Lineage: Eukaryota; Metazoa; Arthropoda; Insecta; Diptera; Cecidomyiidae. The transcript has 16 exons. Gene Ontology annotation, cellular component: cytoskeleton; focal adhesion; plasma membrane. Bases 7954 to 16215 code for a protein of 2753 amino acids. Gene Ontology annotation, molecular function: structural constituent of cytoskeleton; integrin binding; actin filament binding. Gene Ontology annotation, biological process: cell-cell adhesion. The record is from RefSeq and is a predicted model, not a curated record.